Molecule: messenger RNA, 1476 nt
Organism: Talaromyces rugulosus
Lineage: Eukaryota; Fungi; Ascomycota; Eurotiomycetes; Eurotiales; Trichocomaceae
Exons: 3
Coding region: 1-1476 (491 amino acids)
Biological process (GO): proteolysis
Molecular function (GO): aspartic-type endopeptidase activity
Source: RefSeq, a predicted model, not a curated record
AUGAAGCAGACAUACUUUACGGCCCUAUUGGCGAUACUGCUAGCGACAAAUGCUCUAUCACUUUAUAAACGUGAUACGCCAGCGGUGGUAAAGCUGGAUGUCCGACAUGACCAAGCCCCGGAUUCAGUGAAGAGAAACUACCAAAAAAGAAAAAGAGACGAUACAGUAACCCAGGUGCUCCAGAAUGCGGGAACUAUGUACUUGACCAAUAUGACCCUCGGAAGCCCUCCGCAACGAGUUCGAUUGAUUGUCGACACUGGAAGUAGCGACACAUGGUGCAAUACGAAUUCGUCGGACCUGUGUUCACAAGAGCCUGGCAUUUGCUAUCAGCUCGGAACAUACAACGCCAACUCUUCGUCUACAUACAAAUACUUGAACUCGGGUUUCGAACUCGCAUACGUUGACGGGACUUCAGCCCAAGGGGAUUAUGUUUCGGACAAUUUAACUAUUGGGGGGAAGACUCUCCCCGGUUUUGAGUUUGGCGUGGCGUAUACAUCGUCAUCAACAGGUGUUCUUGGCCUUGGAUAUGUCGGAAGUGAAGCCACCAGGAAAUCAAAACAGGGAAAUUACCCAAAUCUACCCCAGGCGAUGGUUGACAACGGACUCAUAACCUCAAACGCGUACAGUCUCUGGUUAGACGAUCUAGACGCAGAUACAGGCUCGAUUCUCUUCGGAGGUGUUGACACAGAAAAGUACGUGGGAAAGUUGCAGACGGUUUCAAUCUUGCAAAUACCCGGAGAGAACCCCCAGUUCCGUAUUAAUAUGAGCGGUCUUGCACUCAGCGUGAAUGGGAGUAUCGAAGCGACAUACGGACACACAUCGCUCCCAGCUCCGGCCGUUUUGGACUCUGGUACCAGUUUGACCGUCCUACCAGAGCCAAUUGUAGCCAGUAUCUUUCAGGAUCUAAAUGGCACCUACGUUACCCAAAACCCCGGUUUUAUUCCGUGCAGCCUGAUAAACGAGGAUAUUCGCUUAAAUUUCACUUUCUCUACAGCAUCGGUAUCCGUGAGGAUCAAGGAAAUGAUGACUAGCACACGGCCCGGAGCAACAAUGAAAGAUGGUACCCAAGGAUGUGCACUCGGAAUCGUUCCUACAAGUGGGCACAGUUCAGUGUUGGGGGACACGUUUCUGCGCAGCGCAUACGUAGUCUAUGACAUGGACAACAACGAAAUAUCAUUAGCCAACACAAAUUUUAAUGCGAGCAGCAGCGGUGAUGGUGGUGGUGGUUCGGUCCUUGAGAUUGGAGCUACAGUUCCGGGCGCCACUAUGGUGAGUUCUUCUGUGACUACAGCUACAUCUGCAGUGGAAACGUCUCCUAGCUCGGUCCAGAAAAGUACUUCGGCAGCUACAAGUACUGCAAGUGAGAGUUCGGCAUCAAGUGCUGUCGUCUCACGUGGGAUGCUGAGCAAGGAGCCAUGCACUAUUCUAUUUGUUGUGUGUUUGGCGAUCUUGGUGGAACUAUUUGGUUUUCUUUAG